Messenger RNA from Phlebotomus papatasi, 1694 nucleotides. It is a transcript of the gene Awh, whose product is annotated as LIM/homeobox protein Awh. The record is from RefSeq and is a predicted model, not a curated record. Gene Ontology annotation, molecular function: DNA-binding transcription factor activity, RNA polymerase II-specific; RNA polymerase II transcription regulatory region sequence-specific DNA binding. The transcript has 7 exons. Gene Ontology annotation, biological process: regulation of transcription by RNA polymerase II; neuron differentiation. NCBI's taxonomy places the organism in Eukaryota, Metazoa, Arthropoda, Insecta, Diptera, Psychodidae. Gene Ontology annotation, cellular component: nucleus. Bases 306 to 1226 code for a protein of 306 amino acids.
GCUGGCGCGAUCGAGUGUGUCUGCAAGAAGAAUCUCUUUAACGUUUGAAAGUGUCGUGUUAAAACGUGCUUUACAUUUAGUGCUAUAUUUAAAUUAAAUUUAUCUCUUAAGGAUAAUUAACGCUGAAAGAAAUUGUAAUUGUUAAAUCAGUGCUAAGAUAAAUUUAUUUAAGUGUUUUAUCGCAAUGACUGGACAAGAGUGAUCCUACAAUCCAUCUCCAAGAUAAAAAAAAAGAUCAAUCACAGUGAUAAAGGAUACUCACAAUUCUUGAGGAAAAUCUUAGGAAUGAAGAAUCCACUGUUGUAAUGCAACAGACUUCGAGGGUUGCUCUAACAUUUGGAAUGUGUCCCAGCGAAAAUAAAAUAAAGACAGAGCUGCGAUCGUGCGCAGCAUGCGGUGAGCCUAUCUCGGACCGAUAUCUCCUGGAAGUCGGUGGCUGUACAUGGCAUGGAUCUUGUCUGAGGUGCUGUGUCUGUUUAUCACCUCUGGAUCGGCAACCGUCGUGUUUCUUGCGAGAGCGACAAGUUUAUUGUAAAGCUGAUUACACAAAGAAUUUCGGGGCGAAGUGUUCAAAGUGCUGCCGCGGGAUUUCCUCCUCGGACUGGGUGAGACGUGCCCGGGAGCUUGUGUUCCACCUAGCCUGCUUCGCCUGUGAUGCCUGCGGCCGACAACUGUCCACCGGUGAGCAGUUUGCCCUCCUGGACGAUCGGGUGCUCUGCAAGGCCCACUAUCUGGAAACUAUUGAGGGCGGAACGACCUCCAGUGAUGAUGGCUGCGAUCCGGAUGGUUACCACAAGAGCAAGGCUAAGAGGGUCAGGACAACCUUCACAGAGGAACAACUGCAAGUCCUCCAAGCGAAUUUCCAGAUCGACAGCAAUCCCGAUGGCCAGGACCUGGAGAGGAUUGCCUCCGUGACUGGACUGAGUAAGAGAGUGACCCAAGUUUGGUUCCAAAACUCUCGAGCGCGCCAGAAGAAGCACAUCCAUGCCGGAAAGGGAAAAAUGCAAAGAGAAAAUGACGGCAGCACUUUUGGACGUCACAUUAAUCUACAACUAACGUAUUCAUUCCAAAAUAACAAUAAUAAUUCGCAUAAUUCGUUACACAUGAACAACAACAAUAACAAUGUUAGCUCUAAUUGUAAACCAUCAAUUUUCACGCCACACGAUUCAUCAAUGGAUGAACUAUCACAAGACUCCAGCAUUCACUGCAUGCAGAGUGAGGUGUAAAUAUUCCAAAAUGGAAAAUGCUCCAAGCUCCCUACCGAUCCACAAUAGUCAUCCUCCAAAAAAGGACACCUCAAGAGAUUCCUUCUGUGCAAUAGAAUCCUUCAUUUCUCAUGCAUCAUUUGAAGAAGAAUGAUAAAAAAAAUGCCAAGAAGAAAUUUGUAAAUUAUUUAUUUUACUCACACAUUCCCCUUAAGGUUUAUUUAUUUCACCGAUAACUCCUCUCCAUUCCAGAAUGAUCUAGAAAUGCAUUAAAAUUGAGAAUAUCAAGUGGUGUUUAUAGAAAUGAAUGUGUACUCUUGUUCAUUAAAAAUUUAAAAAGAAAAGUAUUGCAGAAAUACGAGUUAAAGGAGAUUAGUUUUAUAAAGAUAUAGUUCAAUGUAAUAUGUAUAAUUUAAUUUUCAUAACUUAUAAUGUACCAUUGUAUAGAAGAAAUUAAUAAUAAACUGAAAUGAAAUGUGAUAAAUAAAU